AUAUGCGUCGAAAACAGAGAAGUUGAGAGGGGAUUGAAUUCGAGGCGGCUCCACUUUGUUCAAUCCCCAUUCCUAUCUUCUCCUCCAUCACAUUUCUUAUUUCUUCUUUUCUUUUAUUUUUCCUGUUUUUAAAUUUCUAAUCCAAUUCUUUCUUUUUAGGGUAUUUGAAUUCCAUUAAAGCUCAUCAUCCCUCAUCUUCUAGGACAGAUUUUUUUCUAAUAUUAUUAUUAAUAAUAAACGAGAUUGGAAAGAGAUAUGUCGGAAAUGGAGAAGAAUGUUGAUUGGAUGAUUCAUAAUGAUGAUAAUAGUUCUAAUGAUUCGUCCCCUGAUGGUGGUGCUUCCCACGAUAUUCUGGGAUCUAAAAAUUUUGCAUUUAGAGCUCCUCAGGAGAAUUUCUGUAUCCAGGAUUUUGAUUUGGGUAAAAUAUAUGGUGUUGGUUCUUAUUCAAAGGUUGUGAAGGCAAAGAAGAAGGAUACAGGAAUAGUGUAUGCUUUGAAGAUCAUGGACAAAAAGUUCAUCACCAAGGAAAAUAAAACAGCUUACGUAAAAUUGGAACGUAUCGUGCUUGACCAACUGGACCAUCCUGGUAUUAUGCGACUCUAUUUUACAUUUCAAGAUAAUUUCUCACUAUACAUGGCACUUGAACCCUGUGAAGGUGGAGAACUUUUUGACCAAAUAAACAGAAAAGGUCGGUUACCGGAGGAUGAAGCUCGGUUCUAUGCUGCAGAGGUUGUAGAUGCUCUUGAAUAUAUACACAGCAUGGGAUUGAUACAUAGAGAUAUUAAGCCGGAGAACUUGCUUCUUACUAAAGAUGGGCAUAUCAAGAUUGCUGACUUUGGCAGUGUAAAGCCCAUGCAGGAUACCCGAAUAACAGUCCUUCCUAAUGCAUCCUCAGAUGAUAAGGCCUGCACGUUUGUGGGGACAGCCGCUUAUGUUCCUCCUGAAGUCUUGAACUCUUCUCCAGCAACAUUUGGAAUUGACCUCUGGGCACUCGGCUGCAUCUUGUACCAAAUGCUUUCAGGGACUUCUCCCUUUAAAGAUACAAGUGAAUGGCUUAUAUUUCAAAGAAUUAUAGCCAGAGAUAUAAGAUUGCCAGAUUAUUUUUCUGAAGAAGCCAGAGACCUCAUUGAAAAGCUAUUGGAUCUAGAUCCCAGUAGACGACCAGGUGCUGGAGCUGAUGGUUAUGCCGCACUGAAAGCGCAUCCUUUCUUUAGGAGAAUUGAAUGGAGUAAUUUAAGAACACAAACUCCUCCUGAGCUUGUUUUAGAGACAGGGGGUGGAUCAAGUGAAGGUGAUGAUCAUGGUGAUUCAUCAGGGAAUCCUACCCCCACUGGAAAUGGUUCAGCCAGACAGAAUGAUGGCAGUAUAACUAGACUUACUUCAAUUGAAUCCUUCGAUUCAAGAUGGCAACAAUUUUUGGAACCAGGAGAAUCUGUUCUUAUGAUCUCAAUGGUAAAAAAAGUACAAAAGUUAACAAGCAAGAAGGUUCAGCUUAUCCUUACCAACAAGCCAAAAUUGAUAUAUGUUGAUCCUGCAAAAUUAUUGGUGAAAGCAAACAUUAUUUGGUCCAACAAUUCUGAUGACCUCAGCAUCCAAGUCUCAAGUCCAUCACACUUCAAGCUUUGCACACCAAAAAAGGUAUUUUGUUUUGAGGAUGCAAAACAAAGAGCAUACCAGUGGAAAAUUGCAAUAGAGGGCCUUCAAAGCCGGUGAAGUGAGCUGUCUCCCGGUGCAGGCUUCUGCUGCUUCAUAUUAAGCUUUCACCCCCACUUCUUCCAAUUCUUGCAUCCAAUGAAUGAACAAUCUGAAAUGCAGUUUUAAGGGGGGAAUAAGGGUGAAGGUUUUUUGUUGUUAAUUACUUGUUUAUGUAUUGAAACUUAUAAAUAGAUUCAAUAAUGGAAAAAAUAUUUCAUUAGUUAUAUCCCAAUGUAUGGUAGGAAUGAAACGUGUUACUAGAGA
This is a messenger RNA of Gossypium arboreum, 1959 nucleotides long. Its product is annotated as 3-phosphoinositide-dependent protein kinase 2-like. Gene Ontology annotation, molecular function: ATP binding; protein serine/threonine kinase activity. NCBI's taxonomy places the organism in Eukaryota, Viridiplantae, Streptophyta, Magnoliopsida, Malvales, Malvaceae. Gene Ontology annotation, biological process: peptidyl-serine phosphorylation; intracellular signal transduction. The transcript is spliced from 11 exons. Bases 256 to 1713 code for a protein of 485 amino acids. The record is from RefSeq and is a predicted model, not a curated record.